Messenger RNA from Nomia melanderi (Alkali bee), 604 nucleotides. RefSeq names its product ribosomal protein S16 (gene RpS16). The record is from RefSeq and is a predicted model, not a curated record. Gene Ontology annotation, cellular component: ribosome; cytosolic small ribosomal subunit. Lineage: Eukaryota; Metazoa; Arthropoda; Insecta; Hymenoptera; Halictidae. Gene Ontology annotation, molecular function: RNA binding; structural constituent of ribosome. Gene Ontology annotation, biological process: translation; maturation of SSU-rRNA from tricistronic rRNA transcript (SSU-rRNA, 5.8S rRNA, LSU-rRNA).
GGAAGUCGUUCGGGAUCUACUAAUGAUUCUCGUAGUACUACUGCGAAAACAUCGCGCCGCCUUCGUUCCGCUUCCUUUUCACGACGUGCUUUCCAAAAUGCAGAAGAAACAAAAGGAACCGAUCCAGUCCGUGCAAGUCUUCGGACGCAAAAAAAGCGCAACUGCGGUUGCAUAUUGUAAACGAGGACGUGGGAACCUCCGCGUAAAUGGACGUCCUUUGGAAUUAGUCGAGCCGCGCGUUCUUCAGUAUAAAUUACAGGAACCCAUUUUACUGCUUGGCAAAGAAAAAUUUGCUGGAGUUGAUAUCAGGGUCAGAGUAAAUGGCGGUGGACAUGUUGCACAAAUCUAUGCUAUCCGUCAAGCUAUUUCCAAAGCUUUGGUUGCAUAUUACCAAAAGUAUGUUGAUGAAGCUAGUAAAAAGGAAGUAAAAGAUAUUCUUAUUCAGUAUGACCGUACCCUCUUGGUAGCUGAUCCAAGGCGAUGCGAACCGAAGAAGUUUGGUGGUCCAGGUGCGAGAGCACGGUACCAGAAAUCUUACCGUUAAUUUCUGUACAUUUCACACUACACUUUAUUCAUAUUAUUGAAUAAAAAAUUUGAAAACCGA